AUGUGCACGAAAGGCCUCGUCUGGCAUCCGCCGCCCAAGAGAGAGGCUGGAGGUGGCGGCGCCUCCGCCUCAAGUAGUUCAUCACGCUCGCGGUCGCGGUUGUCGGCCGGCUACAGGCGCGCCGAGGAUGACUUCUGCGCCAAGUGGAGUUUAGAUCGGCCGGCGAGGUUGCUGCUGAGAGACCUGCCGCCGGAUCUCCGCGAGCAGGCGAUGAUGAAGUUCAACCCCUACACUGAGGUGAAGCACGCCGACUACUCGAAGGUCUUUGCCGCCUGGACGCGCCGCGCCUGGGCCGCCUUCACGGCCUAA
This is a messenger RNA of Symbiodinium natans, 309 nucleotides long. The record is from the annotation of a GenBank genome assembly. Lineage: Eukaryota; Dinophyceae; Suessiales; Symbiodiniaceae.